ACAUGGAGUCAUGGUGGAUGCUUCUUGUUUCUCUUUCACCUCAGCUGCCUUUCCCUUGCCUACUGGACUCUGGGAGUAGUAGUAGGAGUGUACAUCUCUGUCUCUCUCUCUCUCUCUCUCUCUCUCUCUCUCUCUCUCUCUCUCUCUAUCUCUCUCUCUCUGUUCCUCCAUUUUUCACCACUCUGUUUGCCAGGCAGACAGCACAGCGCAUUAAUUCACUCGUCCCUCCCCAGCUCCCAGCUCCCAUGCCAGCGCAGUAGAUGCUGCGAGCUACCACACCGAAUACCCACCCAUGCUGCACACGAUACGAUUGCAGUCGCGGUCUCGCUGCUGUGGGAGUCCCUCUGCUCUACUGCCGUGAGAGUUGAGACAGCAGACAGACAGCAUGGUGUGGAAGAGCUGGGGCGCUGCGCCAUCGCUGCUGCUGCUGCGCAUUGCUCUGCUCCUCCUCGGCGCUGCGGCGCCACUCUGCUCCGGCGCCGGCGACGUCGCCCUCAGUUUCGCAGCCACCCCGCGCCGCGUCUCCAGGUCCACGUCCGCCGCCUUCGCCUUGCGGGUCCUGCGCGCCACCGGAGGGCCUUGCGCCGACUGCGUCGUUACCUGCCAGGAACAGCAACACUAAGGAUCGGUCGGUCGAUGCUUGCUUGUGUUUGCAUGUCAUGUACGUCCAUGCAGUUGGACGGCGAGGCAGCGUCGCUCUGCGGUGGGACGGCGGCGGCGAGCUAUGCGGGGCUCAGGGACGGCAACCACAGCUUCACGGCGUGCGCGAGCACGACGUCAGCUUCGAACUCGUCGUCCAGCCCCAGCCCCACCCCCACCUGCGCCACCUACGCUUGGGAUGUUGACACUGUCCCCCCGACGGCGUCCGUGUCGGCGGGGCCGGCGUUCACGAGCGCGUCCUCCACCGUGUCGGCGCUCGUCUCCUUCUCCGAGCCCUGCCCCGGCCGCGGUGGAUUCGUCUGCAACGCCACCUACUGCAAUCUCAUCGUGUACGGCUCCGGCAGUGUGGAUCCGUCGACGCUCCAGGUGCUGAGCCCCGGCCUGCGCUACUCCGUGGCCGUCGCCAUCUCGCCGGACGCCGAGUACGGCCGCCUCGUCCUCGUCAUGGGCAGGGGCUUCUGCACGGACGCCGCCGGACACCCGUUCACCAGGACGCCCAACUCCACUUUCACCCUGCGCUUCGAUCGAAGGAGCGACUCCAUGAACAUCACCGCCACCGUUGCCGAGAAGAUGGUGCAGAUACAGGGCGUCACCAGGCUGGUUCAGGCCAGCAACGAGGAAGAGGGCCUGAGGAUAUACCUGGCCUUCGCCCAGCCGGUGCUCAACUCGUCGGAGCAGAUCCUGCGCGCGCUUACAGCGACUGACGCCGUCGCCGUGCACCUCACACCCACCAACAGAAGCACCCUCGGCAACCGCCGCUUCGGCUACGUUGUGAAGAAGAUGUCUGACGCCGCCGCCAUUGUGAGCGUUGCCUGCGACACAAGCUCUAUUAUCAGCAGGCAAGGGACUCCGGUGGUUCCAGCAGAGCCAUUCACGUUUCUUUAUGAUACACAGAGACCUUGGGUUAAGCUCGGCACAUCGACUCGGCGGACCAGCUCACGCGACAUCCUCGUCCUCAUCAAGUUUGCAAAGCCUGUGUUCAACUUCAGCUCCUCGGCAGUGCAGGUGUCUGGGGGCAAUGUGUUGAGCUUUCAUGAAGCCAGUAAGAGCAUAUACACGCUGCAGAUACAGGCCGUCGGUCAGCUGGUAUCGGUUCAGGUAGCUGAGAACGCGGCCAUGGACGUCGCCGGGAACCCCAACCUAGCAUCAGACCGUCUUCAAGUCAGGCACUAUUCUGUGCCCGCGUCAUCUUCUUGGAUCGCGGCGAUCACCACCGUCGUAUUUCUGACAACUGCUGCCGUUGCCGCGCUCCUCACCGUCUCCACGUCGUCUCUCGUCGCUGCCGGAGCUGUCUCGAGGCCCUCUUCCUACAUGAUCUCGGAGCCAUCAAGAAAUGUGCUGAGGAUGGCGUGCCACAUCCAAAUCUUUGCUCUGUCAAGAUGGCUGUCGGCCAACCUGCCGAUCGAGUACUACGAGUUCGCAAAGGGGGUAGAGUGGAGCAUACCCUACAUGCGUCUUCCAUGGGAAGGCCCAGCCGCAGAUCCGUACCUGGGGUACUCCACGAUGCCUGCCAUCGCGUACUCGGAGUCGGAGCUGCUCGACAGGAGCGCCGUCGGCGGCGCUGCAAACAUCUCCUCCUAUCGUCCUCGAGCACAGCAAGGUCAGCCGGUGACGCCAGCGCAGAUCAUCCCGUCGGAUCCGGUAUUCCCGACGGAGAUCCCUGAAGAUGGGAAACCCACACCGCCGGUGCAAACUCCGGGAGGAGACGCCACGCCGCCGGUGAUGCCAGUGCAGACCCCGUUGCCGUUGGACGGGAUGCCGCUGACGGCAAUGGAGUACCGUUCCUUCUUCGAGAACCCGGACAUGAAGCCUGAGGCACAAAUCAUCAUGAAGCUACAAGAUUUGGAUGGGUGGAAGUACUUCGGCAGGAACAUGUUCUGGCUGGGUGUCAUCGGCGGCGGCCUCAUCCUCCUGCACCUCCUCACCCUCCUCUACUUCAAGCUGAGGUACAGAGACAGGGAGCGGCGGCGGCAUGGCUACGCCGCACUGCUUCUCCCCAGGCUGGAGAUCAUGGUCGUCGUCCUGGCGAUGCCGUGCGUCGCCCAAGCGGCGGCGGCGCUCAUCAGGGGCGGGACCACGUGCGGCCUGGUGGUCGGGAUCGUGCUCACCGCCGUCCUGACGUCGGUCCUGGUGGCCCUGCUGCUGUUCCUGUCUCUGGGCAUCACCAUGGGCAAGCUGCUGCAGUACAGGGAGGUGCACCAUGAGGAGGGGCAGGAGGAGUACCACUGGUACCAGGAUCUGGCCCGCCGCACGCUGGGCGCCGGCAAGCGCGGGCAGUGGACGUGGAAGGACCCGCGCCGCGCCGCCUGCCUGCCCAGGCUUGGCCCGCUCUUCGAGGACCUGCGCGGCCCGCCCAAGUACACGCGUGGCGGUGGAGGCGGCAAGCGCCGCGCCGAAGGCGGCGGACCAGAGCGGCGGGUCAUCGCGUCGGAGGACGAGAACGAGGGGUCGAGGGCGCCCUUGGUGCAGCAGCUCCUCGGCGUGCUCCGCAUCUACUUGACGCUGCUGGAGUCGGUGAAGCGCGUGGCGGUGGGCAUCGUGGCCGGCGCGCACGCGUCGUCGGGGCGGUCGUCCCGCGCGCACGCCGUGGCGGUGCUGUCCGUCGCCUCGUUCCAGCUCCUGUUCAUGCUGCUCGGGAAGCCCUUCGUCAAGAAGCGGGUGCAGCUGGUGGAGACCCUGUCGGUGGCCAGCGAGGUGGCCGUGUUCGCGGCGUGCCUGGCGCUCAUCGACAGGACGGCAUCGAGUGGCGGGUGGCUGCCCGACGGCGAGGCGCGCGGCGUGGGGCUGGCGAUGCUGGGCGCCUUCGUGCUGGGGUUCGCGGCGCAGGUGUGCAACGAGUGGAACGCGCUGUACCGGCAGGCGCGGCUGCUGAGCGCCGACCGGAGCUCCUUCCUGGACGGCGCCAAGACAGCGGGCCUGGGCCUGCUCGUGCUGGUGCUGCCGUCGUCUGCGCUCGGCGACCACCGGGAUCCGCCACCUCCCGACGGCGGUGGAGGAGCCGGGGAGAGCGUGUCAGCGUCGACGGCGGCCGACGGGGGCAGGGGCGGGAGCUCCAACAACGAGCGGUGGUGGCUUGGGCAGCUGUGGGAGAUGGCGAAGGCUAGCUUCAGCAAGGAGAGUAAUGCGUAAGAAUGUGUUUGGUACUGUAUCUCGGAACAUGUAACAUCAGAAAUCAGCAUUAAACGAUUAGAAUGACAGCGCUCGAGCUCAAGAAAAUGAUUCUUUUUUUUUGGUACC
Messenger RNA from Zea mays, 3897 nucleotides. RefSeq lists its product as uncharacterized. Lineage: Eukaryota; Viridiplantae; Streptophyta; Magnoliopsida; Poales; Poaceae. Bases 637 to 3789 code for a protein of 1050 amino acids. The transcript has 12 exons. The record is from RefSeq and is a predicted model, not a curated record.